Messenger RNA from Microstroma glucosiphilum, 687 nucleotides. RefSeq lists its product as hypothetical. The coding region runs from base 98 to 508 and encodes 136 amino acids. NCBI's taxonomy places the organism in Eukaryota, Fungi, Basidiomycota, Exobasidiomycetes, Microstromatales, Microstromataceae. The transcript has a single exon. The record is from RefSeq and is a predicted model, not a curated record.
AUCAAUUCCGCCUGCGCACCCAGCCCGUCACCGACCACUCCAAUUGAGCUAGCCUGGCGUCACGCUCCCAUCCUCCAGAUCAAUACCGUCAACCACAAUGCCUGCCAGCACCUGCCCCUCACAGUGGCUUCUAUGCGCUUCAUUGCCCUCCUUCCAAAGCCAAGGCUGUAGUCCAGCGUCUCUGACAUCUCACCAAAGACCUUAUCUGCCCCAUCUGCCAGCCUUCCUGCCGCCAAAGUUCACGCCAUCAGGCUCUCUAUGUCAACUACCGCCCGUGCUCUCCACUUGUGAGCUCUUUCCCUCAUGCCCCAGGAGGCGCCGCCGUUCUUCUCGGCGAUCGCGGAGCCGUAGAUUUUCCCCGAGCCUCGCGGGCGUCAUUGAGGACAGCGAGGAGGAGGAAGACUUCGCAAGAGAGGCUGGCCUUUCAUCGGGUAGAGGAAGCGAUUCGAGCUGCACCAGCUCGACAGAGAGCUUCCCUCUGAGGCGACAGGAUUCGCCGGGCGCUUGAGCUUGGUCUCACCCCAACAACCAACAAAGUUCGAUGUGUUGGUACAGAUGUCGUUAAUCGCAAAGCAUACACGUCGGUGGGAAACCCUCUGGCUCCCUCUAUCUACAUAUUUACCCCUAAUACUUCAGCCGUGUUGAGUAGUCCUUUGGACUGACUACGAGACCUCGACCUUUUGAUGC